AUGCAACGAAUCUGUACGCUAAAAAAACGGCUGCGAAGUGUGUUGAAGAAGAAAGAAGCACAAGAAGCACAAGAAAGAAGCACAAGAAGCACAAGAAACACAAGCAGCACAAGAAAGAAGCACAAGAAGCACAAGAGAGAAGCACAAGAAGCACAAGAAAGAAGCACACAAGAAGCACAAGAAAGAAGCAUAAGAGAGAAGCACAAGAAGCACAAGAAGCACAAGAAAGAAGCACAAGAAGCACAAGAAAGAAGCAUAAGAGAGAAGCACAAGAAGCACAAGAAAGAAGCACAAGAAGCACAAAAAAGAAGCACAAGAAGCACAAGAGAGAAGCACAAGAAGCACAAGAAGCACAAGAAGCACAAUAAGCACAAGAAAGGAGCACAAGAAGCACAAAAGAGAAGCACAAAAAGAAGCACAAGAAGCACAAGAAACGCAAGAAAGAAGCACAAGAAGCACAAGAGAGAAGCACAAGAAGCGCACAAGAAGCACAAAAGAGAAGCACAAGAAAGAAGUACAAGAAGCAUAAGAAGCACAAGAAGCACAAGAAGCACAAGAAGCACAAGAAGCACAAGAAAGAAGCACAAGAAGCACAAGAAAGAAGCACAAGAGAGAAGCACAAGAAAGAAGCACAAGAAGCACAAGAAGCACAAGAGAGAAGUACAAGGCUUCCAGCUGUGA
Malaya genurostris is the source of this 681-nucleotide messenger RNA. RefSeq lists its product as uncharacterized. Bases 1 to 681 code for a protein of 226 amino acids. The transcript has a single exon. The record is from RefSeq and is a predicted model, not a curated record. NCBI's taxonomy places the organism in Eukaryota, Metazoa, Arthropoda, Insecta, Diptera, Culicidae.